AUGUUGUAUCUAGAAGAGAAAGUAGAUAAUAUGUUUAAAUUUUUUAUACCUAAAUGUUAUUCUAUAGUUAUUCUUGCUGGCACAUUGUAUAUGCUCCUUCACAAUGUGUCAUUGAUAAAUGAAGAUAAUGGUUUUCAUAUUAUCCCAGUUAAUAAUGUAUUAAAAAGAAAACUAUAUGAAAUAAAUAGUGUAGAUAAACAUAUAAAAUUUUCUGAGUCUUUAGAAAAUGUAAAUGAUUUGGUUAAUAAUACAAAGAACGAAAUUGAGCCUAAAGUACAAGAGAUAUUAUCUCAUAAUGAUAAUAAUUUUAAUUUAUUCAAAAAAUAUGAAUCCAUAUUUUCAGGAUUAAAUAAUGAUGAAGUUUAUAAAACUUAUGAACUUUAUUUAACUGAUGAAAAUGUUAAAAGUAGAUAUAACAAUUCGAAAGAUAGUGAAUAUAAUAAAAAAAUAAAAGAAUUGAAUGAAGAAACACUUAAUAAGAAGACGCUAAGACAUAUAUGGAUAAAUAUUAAAUCAAAUGAAGAACAUAAAUAUUUUAAAAUGAUUAGAAAAAUAUAUCAUAUGUUAAUGCAUAUGAAAGUAAAAUAUAAGGAAGAUAAUAUAUUUACAAAUGAUCUAUGGAGGGAAUGUUAUUCAAAUUAUCUUUCUGAAAAAAAAAAUGUAGAACAUUUAUUGAAAGAAAUGUUUAAUAAUUGGUUUCUUCAUAGUAAUAUUAACUUAGAUGAAUUCAAAAUUAUUAUAUUAGGUACAAAAUUAAUUUAUAGACAAUUAUUAAAUAAUAUUGAAAAGAAAAAUAAAGGAAUUAUAAUUAAUGCAUUCAAAGAAAAAAUAAAAGAAAGAAAAUUACGAAACAGUAAAAUAGCAGAAAUGUAUAAAAUUGACUUUGAAAGGAAAAAUGAAAAAAAGAAAAAUAAAAUGUUGAAUUAUUAUUUAAAAAAAAGAAAUUAUUAUCCAGAAAUGAAUGAUAAAAUAUUUAUCAAGGAUAACAAGUAUAUGACUGAUGUGAAUUAUUAUUUGGAUGGAAAUAAAAAUGAAAUUAAAUAUAUAGAUGCCGAUGUUGAUGAGACGGAUGGGUAUGAUACAAAAUUAUUAUUCGAUGAAAAAAAGAAUCAAGAUAUGGUAAAAACAGAAGAAGGUAUAAUUAAAAAAAUUGAUGAAAAGGUUACAGAACAAUAUGAUGAAGACAAAGUAUCUGAGACAAGAGAAGAUAAUGUAUCAGAAAUAGAAGAUAAUGUAUCAGAAAUAGAAGAUAAUGUAUCUGAAAUAGAAGAUAAUGUAUCUGAAACAGGAGAAGAUAAUGUAUCUGAAGCAGGAGAAGAUAAUGUAUAUGAAACAGGAGAAGAUAAUGUAGUUAAAACAGGAGAAGAUAAUGUACCUAAAAUAAAAGAACAUAAUGUAUUAAAAACAGUAGAAAAUUAUGUAAAGGAAUCAGGUAAACCUAAUGUUAAAGAAUUUGAACAAAAAGUUGAAAAGAUGAAAAUUCAUGAAGAAAAAACAAAACAGUAUGUAAAGGAAAAAGAAGAUAAUGAAUCUGAUGAUGAAACUAUGGCAACAAUUUUUGACGGUACAUCAUCUUAUACUGAUAGUUCUUCUUUAUAUAGUGACCAUUCUUCAACAAAGGAUAAAGAUAUGGACACAUAUUCAUCAAUUCAAGAAGAACUAUCAGAUGCAGGUGAAACAAGAGGAGAGAGAUCAGUAGUAGAAGAAGCUGAAAUAAAAGACGAUGAUUCUGUUUUCGAUGACCAGUAUCUUACUAAUAAUAAACCCAUAGUUUAUGAACAAGCAAAAGGUGCUGGAGAAACACGUUUCAAAAUUGUACAAAAUAAAAAACAUAGAAAGAAGAAAAAGAAAAAUAUACGAAAGAGCCUUGUCUAG
Plasmodium adleri (nom. inval.) is the source of this 1875-nucleotide messenger RNA. RefSeq names its product Plasmodium exported protein (PHISTb), unknown function. NCBI's taxonomy places the organism in Eukaryota, Apicomplexa, Aconoidasida, Haemosporida, Plasmodiidae. The record is from RefSeq and is a predicted model, not a curated record. The transcript has 2 exons. The coding region runs from base 1 to 1875 and encodes 624 amino acids.